Molecule: messenger RNA, 719 nt
Organism: Daphnia pulex (common water flea)
Lineage: Eukaryota; Metazoa; Arthropoda; Branchiopoda; Diplostraca; Daphniidae
Product: cuticle protein 7-like
Exons: 2
Coding region: 1-699 (232 amino acids)
Cellular component (GO): chitin-based extracellular matrix
Molecular function (GO): structural constituent of chitin-based larval cuticle
Source: RefSeq, a predicted model, not a curated record
AUGAGAUUGCCUGUCUGUUGGUGUUGGCUGUGGCCGCCCAAGCUCAAUUCUUCGGAUACGGUGGAUAUGGUGGAUACCUACGGAAAUUACGGUGUCUAUCCAUUCGCUGGCGUCCGCGCCACCACGGCCUACACUGGAAUCCCCGCAACUGCCGCCGUCCCCGCCGCCUACCCCGUCGCUUACGGCUACCCUUCUUUCUCCGCCACCCAGUACCACGCCCAAGACGAGCUCGGCCAGGCCAGCUUCGGCUACGCUCACCCCGGACAGGCCGCCAGCAACCUCCGUGACGGUUUCGGCAACCAGAUCGGCAGCUACGCUUACGUCAACCCAAAAGGCAAGGAAGUACGUGUCUCCUACACCGCCGACUCCCGAGGCUUCCGCGUCAAAUCCAACAACUUGCCCGUCGCUCCCGUCGACAAUUCGGUAGCACCCCUCCCGGUCCAGGACACCCCCGAGGUGGCCGCUGCCAAGGCGGAAUUCGCCGUUAAAUUCGCCGCCGCCAAGGCCAGCCGUGCUAAGCGCCAAGUCUUUGGCUUCGGAGCUGCUCCAUUUUCUUACCCCGGAUAUGCCGUUUCCCCUUACGCCUACUCAGUUGCCGCUCCCGCCGUCUACGCCACCCCAGCUAUGCCCAUCAUUGAGACCACUUUGACCAAGGUCAUUCACACCCCUGGUCACGCAGUCUCUUACCGCGUGGACUAAAAUUUUGUUAAAUAGAAUCU